CGAAACCCCAGUAGUUGAAAAGAUCACUGCAGAGGAUGUAGAUAGUAAAGAGUUGGCAGAGGAAGUCGAUGCAGCCACUGAAAACGGUGCUGAGGAAUCUGCUGACGCAAAAGAAAAUGGUGAUUCCACCGGUGAAGCUGAAGUUAGCGAUGAAGCACCAGAUGCUGCCGACGGUGAGAAGGGUGAUGACGACGCAGCAGCUGAUGGUGAAGAUGGUGCAGAAGAAAAUGGCGAUGAAGGUGUUGCCAAAGAGGCCAACGGUGAAGCAGCCGGUAAAUAUCAUAAUAUAUAA
This is a messenger RNA of Teleopsis dalmanni, 292 nucleotides long. Its product is annotated as spore wall protein 2-like. Lineage: Eukaryota; Metazoa; Arthropoda; Insecta; Diptera; Diopsidae. The record is from RefSeq and is a predicted model, not a curated record.